Molecule: messenger RNA, 1030 nt
Organism: Benincasa hispida (wax gourd)
Lineage: Eukaryota; Viridiplantae; Streptophyta; Magnoliopsida; Cucurbitales; Cucurbitaceae
Product: AIG2-like protein D
Source: RefSeq, a predicted model, not a curated record
UGAAGAUAAUGCUUUCUAGAUGUCCUCUGGGGAUCAAAUUUUCAAAUAUUUGAUUCAAAUAAUCUCCCAAUAAUUCUGGUGGAAUCUCAUCGUCGCUGUGAACGAUGAGUUCGACGGCGCCGUCGCCGGUGGUGGUUGCGGCUUCUCCUUCCGAUCAAUCACACAGUCUUCACAACGUUUUCGUCUAUGGAAGUCUCUUAGCCGAUGACGUCGUUCGCGUUCUUCUGAAGCGCAUUCCUCAGUCGUCUUCUGCGGUUCUCCAUGGCUACCAGAGAUUUAGCGUUAGAGGACGUGUGUAUCCAGCUAUUUUGCCUGUUGAGAAUAACAGAGUUACCGGAAAGGUUCUCUUCGGCAUCACGAAACCCGAACUGGAUAUUUUUGAUAUAUUUGAAGAUGUUGAAUAUGAAAGAAGCGUUGUUGAAGUUUCCUUGGCGGAUGGUUCAGAGAAAUUAUCAGCUCUUACUUAUGUUUGGAGCAACAACAGAGAUCCAGACCUCUUGUAUGGAGACUGGAAUUUCGAGGAAUGGAAACGGUCUUGUAUGGACGAUUUUGUACAAAUGACUGCUAGAUUUGUGGAAGAGUUGGAAUUACCUGAACCAAAGUCUGGAGUGGCAACUUAUGAAUCAUUCUACCAUAUAGAAGGAGACAUUGAAGAUGUUUUUCAGAGCGUCGUCCUGAGUUGUGAAAACGGUUGUCCAAACAUCUCCCGCAGGGACUCCAUGAUCUCACGGGCAAUUAUCAUGGGCUCAUGCUUUGUGGCCAAGACUUCAGAAAGUCUUGCCAAGAUAUACGCUCGAUUCUUCUCAUUUUCCCGUAUCCAACACUUAUAUGCCUCCCGAACGUUCCAAGGAGCAUUUUGUGCAAGAACAAGAGAAUAAUCCUCCAUAAGGACAAAUUUCAGGUCAUCGAUGAUUAAUACUGUGUUGAUUGUGUUUUUCCAUGUUGUGUAAUUUUCACCAAUAAGUUUGACGAUGGCAAGUAAGUUUAGUGUUAUGGAAUUCAUGAUGAAUUUGCUGAAACAUACAAUUUA